AGGUGAGCCAUCUUCCCCCGGCAGACAGGUUGAUACACUUUGAUAACGCUUUGACGAGUGGGAUAAGGGAAAAUCAUCCGGAUAUCCCGGUGUCAUUUGAAGGCAUAGAGGAUUUUAAGACGGACAACUGGUGACAGUUGCGAAGGGAGCUAUCUAAAGGACUCGUUUGAAUUUCUUCAUCAGAUCUGACUGAGGAAUAUGCCAGCUUUUACGUCAGACAGAGCCUCUAAUAUCAGCACAAAGAACGGAAAAAAAUGCUAAGAGCGUGGAUUUAGAUCAUAAUAUGAAACAAGCGUAACCUAGAUAUAUGCCUAAGUCCGGAAGAUAUGCGAUGUAAGAAAGUAUGUAGUCCUUAAUGUGCGGAAGGGUGUACAACAUCAGCAGUAAAUGUAAACAAACAGCUAUUCAAGCUAGUUGAACUUAGCCGACUGGAGGUUAGCUUUCUAAUGCUAGUAGAUAUAGCUAACAUAAGGUAGCACAGCGAAGGUAAAUCGAGCAAAAUAAGCCUGUAGUCGGAAAUAUAAACGAUAUUUAAUCGUAGUUUAACUGUCUACAGCGCAUGACAUGUUAAUAGUAUCCAAGUAGGCAUUUGUUAGCCUAUCUGCUAACGUUUGCUAAUUCUUAUUUCCAUUGCAGAUGAAAAUAACAUUAAAACUAGCUCAUUAAACGAGGAACAGAGAAGACACUUUGCAAUAUUAACACCACAGGUGUUUGACAUCUUCUUUCUUGUUUGAAAGACUCUUUCAGGAUCGUUAUAAUGCAGCAGUAGUUAAUGUUGAUACCCAGUGUGAGUUGAGCUAAAUGCCUGAAAAGAGUAGGACGUCUGGAUGAACGAAACCGCUUCGAGACUUCACGAGGCUUCACAUGUACACCAAUAAGCGUUUUUUUAACCUCUGUUUUCUAUUCUUAUUCGUGGCUGCAUGAUGAGAGAGUUUUUCAUUUUCUACUUUUGACAGGAACGUUGAUUUGUGAGUUUGAGUCGUUGGGCAUCUCAGCGGCAAAGUUGCCGUCAAAGACUUUUCACUAUUCAGAGUUUUUGGCUUUGAAUCCAAGUGUGGAAGGGAGCUUCACCUCUGCGCAGUGGCUUAUGCCGACUUAAAUCACAAAUAGCUACGUAGACAAAUACUAAUUGUAGUUGUGCUGUAUAUAUUUUUGCAGACUAUUCAAAGCAUUGUUAAAAAAAUUUGUAUGUGUUUGAGGCGAUAAGCCUCUCGGCAGUGAUUUGGUUGUUAGUGGUCUCCCCUCCCCCAGUGUUCAGACUGACUCUUUUGGAGCUGUGGGCACUGUUUGUCGGGCUUCCCCUUGUUUUUUAGACGGCAGAAAGGCCGUAGACUCAAAUCGCUGUCCCGGGACUCCUAACCUCUUUAAGAGUGGAUGUAAUGGAACUGAUGUUUGCCGAGUGGGAGGAUGGGGAGAGGUUCUCCUUUGAAGACUCGGACCGAUUCGAAGAAGACUCUCUCUGCUCCUUCAUCUCGGAGGCCGAGAGCCUCUGUCAGAACUGGAGGGGAUGGAGGAAGCAGUCUGCUGGACCCAACUCCCCCACUGUCAAGAUUAAAGAUGGUCAGGUGAUUCCACUGGUGGAGUUGUCAGCAAAACAGGUCGCCUUUCACAUCCCAUUUGAAGUGGUAGAGAAGGUCUAUCCUCCCGUCCCAGAACAGCUCCAGCUUCGCAUUGCCUACUGGAGCUUCCCUGAGAAUGAAGAGGACAUCAGAUUAUAUUCCUGCCUUGCUAAUGGGAGUCCAGAUGAAUUCCAGCGUGGAGAACAACUCUAUAGGAUCAGAGCUGUCAAAGACCCUUUGCAAAUUGGCUUUCAUCUCAGUGCUACAGUAGUCUCCACUCAGUCCAGUCAGUCUAAAGGAGCCUACAACGUGGCGGUCAUGUUUGAUCGCUGUCGCAUCACCUCCUGCAGCUGUACCUGUGGUGCAGGAGCCAAGUGGUGUGCCCAUGUGGUGGCACUCUGUCUCUUCAGGAUCCACAAUGCAUCAGCAGUGUGUCUUAGGGCUCCAGUUUCUGAGUCUUUGUCCAGACUGCAGAGAGACCAGCUUCAAAAGUUUGCCCAGUACCUCAUCAGUGAGCUGCCUCAGCAGAUUCUGCCUACAGCCCAGCGACUCCUGGAUGAGUUGCUAUCCUCACAGUCUACUGCCAUCAACACUGUGUGUGGAGCUCCAGAUCCAACAGCAGGCCCUUCAGCAUCGGACCAGAGCACCUGGUAUUUGGAUGAGUCAACCCUCAGUGACAACAUCAAAAAGACUCUACACAAGUUCUGUGGGCCUUCACCUGUUGUUUUCAGUGAUGUAAACUCCAUGUACCUGUCAUCCACUGAGCCACCAGCAGCUGCUGAAUGGGCAUGUCUGUUGCGACCUCUGAGGGGUAGAGAGCCAGAAGGCAUCUGGAACCUUCUGUCCAUUGUCAGGGAGAUGUUUAAGAGGCGAGACAGCAAUGCUGCCCCGCUGCUGGAGAUUCUCACUGAACAGUGCCUCACCUACGAACAGAUCAUCAGCUGGUGGUAUAGCGUUCGCACAUCAGCGUCACACAGCAGUGCUAGUGGUCAUACUGGCCGGAGCAACGGACAGUCAGAAGUAGCCGCUCAUGCCUGUGCAAGCAUGUGUGAUGAGAUGGUGGUUCUUUGGAGGCUGGCAGUGCUCGACCCCACUAUGAGCCCCUGCAGGCGUUUGGAACUGGCCGGUCAGCUGAGGCAGUGGCACCUGAAAGUUAUAGAGAUAGUGAAGCGGGGACAGCAUCGCAAGUCCCUGGAUAAACUGUUUCAAGGCUUUAAACCUGCUGUGGAGUCCUGCUAUUUCAACUGGGAGGUGGCCUACCCAUUGGAUGGCAUUACCUACUGCAGUGCAGAUAAGAAGAGUGCCACGUUCUGCUGGUCCAGGGCAAUGCUGCACCAGAGAGGAAUCAAGUCGCCUGCAGGAGGUGGUGUUGACUCUUCUGAAUCAGGGGCCAGAGCUGAAGGCGGACCGGCAGGAGAGUAUAAAGGCAGGGCAAAUAGUAACUCCACACAACAGGAGGUAGCAGUGCGACCAAAGGAGACCAUUCUGACCAAGAGGAAGGGUCUGUCAGUGAGUGGAGGUGGAGGGAUGCUUGUUCGACUGGGAGCGAGUGUCUCACUAUCCCUGGAAGAUGGAGGUGGAAAGUGCAUGUACAAAGGCCCAGGUUCCUCCUCUGGAGGAAAGUUGAAACUGACUCAGGGAGGUGGGAAGGGGGCAACUGGAGGAGGACCUGGCGGUGGUGGAGGAUUAGGAAGUAGUAAGCAUACAAGUGCCAAACGCAGAACUAGUAGUGAAGAUAGCUCCUUGGAGCCAGACUUGGCUGAGCUCAGUCUGGAUGACGGCUGCAAUCUGGCUUUGGGGGCUGAGGCUAGUAACACUUUCGAGUUUCUCCCACCACCACCAGAGAUGUUGCCCUCUCCAAGUCCACUGCUCCGAGAUUCACGGAAGUGCAACAGUGGAGGGAGCAAGAUUUUUGAAACAAAGCAUAGCAGCCGUGACUCUGCAGCAAUUGCUGCUGCAGAGACUGCUCCACCUUGUUUCCCUUUGAAAGAGAAUGGAGUGAUAGUUGUGGGCAUGCCCAGCACAGCAGAAAAGGAAGCCGAGGUGGAGCCAGCACUUAACAGAGAUGAAGAUGUAGAUUCAGCUGGUAGUAACCAGCCUUUAGUUUCAGCAGUUACAGUGAGAUCAGGCACCCCUCAAACAUCUGCUAAGCCAGUGCUGGGCUGCAAAGAGUUGGUGUCUGCUGCAGCAGUAGCAGGAAGUGGAGCAGUAGUGGUAGGUGGAGCAGCUCCUGAAGGAGCCGAAGCUGUACGUGCAGCUGCUGAAGGAGAAGCUGUGGGUGAAGAUGACUACCAGGCAUACUAUCUGAGUGCUGCCUCAGAAGAGGGUGUAGACAGACAGCUAGCUGACAACCAUCAGGAGGAGGAGCCAGACAUCUUUGCAGGGAUCAAACCACUGGAGCAGGAGGGACGCAUGGAGGUGCUGUUUGCAUGUGCUGAAGCCCUCCAUGCACAUGGGUACAGUAACGAGGCAUGCAGGCUGGCUGUGGAGCUGGCUAGAGAUCUUUUGGCCAACCCUCCAGAUUUGAAAGUGGAGCAGCCACAGACUAAGGGGAAGAAGAGCAAGGUGUCAACCACCCGCCAGACACAGGUAGCCACUAAGACACUGUCAAAAGCUGCCUUCCUCCUGACAGUUCUCAGUGAGCGACUGGAACUCCAUAAUCUGGCCUUCAACACUGGCAUGUUCUCACUGGAACUCCAGAGACCACCAGCAUCUACCAAAGCUCUAGAGGUGAAGCUGGCCUACCAGGAGUCAGAGGUGGUUGCUCUGUUGAAGAAGAUCCCUCUGGGUCUGAUAGAGAUGUCCGCCAUCAGAGAGCGAGCAGAGCAGCUCCGGGAUGGAAACUUUUGUGAUUACAGACCUGUGCUACCUCUCAUGUUGGCCAGCUUCAUCUUCGAUGUACUGUGUACCCCAGUUGUGUCGCCAACGGGUUCCCGUCCACCAAGCCGCAACCGCAACAAUGAGAUGCCUGGAGAUGAGGAGCUGGGUUUUGAGGCUGCUGUGGCUGCACUUGGUAUGAAAACCACAGUCAGCGAGGCAGAGCAUCCUCUGCUAUGUGAAGGAACUAGACGAGUGAAGGGUGACCUGGCCCUGGCUCUCAUGAUCACCUAUAAGGACGACCAGAGCAAGCUUAAGAAGAUAUUGGAUAAGUUAUUGGACAGAGAGAGUCAGACCCACAAGCCCCAAACUCUAAGCUCCUUCUACUCAAGCAAGCCAGCAGCUGGCAGUCAGCGUAGUCCAUCCAAACAUACAUCCUCCAGCCACAGUGGGGUGGGUGGGGCCACAGGAGUGGUCUCCAAACAUGCUACGUCAUCUUCCUCAGCAUCUACUUUGGUGGCUUCAUCCUCAAACUCUUCCUCUGCUCUGACAAUUGGCGGAGAGGGGGUGGCUCCUCAGGCUGAUCUGAACCCAGUGCCAAACAACACAGCAGGGGAGAGUGCCGCUGAGACCAGGGAGCAUGAUGGGCCUUCAUCUUCAAGUGACCAGCAGAAUGACAUUGCUUCAUUUAAGGAGGCCACAGUGCCCAGUCGGUUGGCACUGGGGGCACGCUGUGGAUAUAGCCAACGCUGCUGGGGCUCACCUGUACGGCAGAAGAAAAAACACACUGGUAUGGCGAGUAUUGAUAGCAGUGCUCCAGAGACCACCUCAGACAGUUCUCCUACUCUCAGCCGGCGGCCAAUGCGGAGCGGCUGGGCAGCAGCAUCUUGGGGGCGGGGUCAGGACAGUGACAGCAUCAGUAGUUCAUCAUCUGAUUCUUUAGGCUCCUCCUCCUCCAGUGGCUCUCGCAGAGCAGGAGGUGGGGCCAGAGCCAAGAGCACGGACACAAGCAGGUACAAAGGACGACGUCCUGAGUGUCAUGCCCCCCAUGUGCCCAAUCAGCCCUCAGAAGCAGCAGCUCACUUUUACUUUGAACUGGCUAAGACUGUGCUGAUCAAAGCUGGAGGAAACUCCUCCACCUCCAUUUUCACUCAGCCCUCAGCCAGCGGGGGGCACCAAGGUCCACAUAGAAACCUGCACCUAUGUGCCUUUGAGAUUGGCCUGUAUGCUCUUGGCCUCCACAAUUUUGUAUCACCUAACUGGUUGUCCAGGACCUAUUCCUCCCACGUGUCCUGGAUCACGGGCCAAGCCAUGGAAAUCGGCAGUGCUGCCCUCAACAUUUUGGUGGAAUGUUGGGAUGGUCACCUGACCCCUCCAGAGGUGGCAUCCCUUGCGGACCGAGCAUCGCGAGCAAGGGACCCCAACAUGGUUCGGGCAGCAGCAGAGCUGGCCUUGAGCUGCUUGCCUCAUGCUCAUGCCCUCAAUCCUAAUGAAAUCCAAAGAGCUCUGGUGCAGUGUAAAGAGCAGGAUAAUGUCAUGCUGGAGAAGGCCUGCAUGGCAGUAGAGGAAGCAGCUAAGGGUGGAGGUGUCUACCCCGAGGUUCUGUUUGAGGUGGCUCACCAGUGGUACUGGUUGUAUGAGCAGUCAGUAGGUGGAGGAUCAAGCCAGCAACGGGAAACAUCCGGCCGAUGUGGGGCAAACGGCGGUUCGGGCAGGAGGCCCCCAGAGUCUAGCUGUGGUGUUCUUGACAGUGGAGCCAACAUGGAGUCUCCAGGGGUAGCAACAGUCACAGCUUCCGUCACUGCAGCCGCUGUUGUACCAGUUAUCUCUGUAGGGUCCACCAUUUACCAAUCCCACGCUAUGCCUGGCCAGGCUAUGGCUCACCCCCACACCCCGGGCCUCCACCCAUACACCACUAUCCAGGCCCAUCUCCCCACCGUCUGCACGCCCCAAUACCUAGGGCACCCUCUGCAGCAUGUCCCCCGGCCCACCGUCUUCCCUGUGUCUGGGGCUGCAUAUCCACAGGGAAUGCACCCAGCAUUCAUUGGUGCCCAGUAUCCAUUCUCAGUGGCCACUGGCCCCCAGCCAUCAAUGGCAGCCACGGCUGUCACCUUCCCUGGUGUUCCUGUACCGUCCAUGACUCAAAUUGCUGUCCACCCCUACCACACCGAGGCUGGUCUGCCACUCAGCACCACUGUAGCAGUUGGUGGUGUUCACCCUGGCCCCACCAUCCAGGCCAUCCAGGGAGCGUCUCUGCCCUCUCUAUCCUCUCAGCCUGGCUCCUUGGUCAGCAGUCCUUUCCCAGCAGAAGAUGAGCAGCACAGCCAGCCCAUUAGCCAACAAGGCCUGCACUACUUGCAUUCUGCUUAUAGAGUUGGCAUGUUGGCAUUAGAGAUGUUGGGCAGAAGGGCUCACAAUGACCAUCCCAACAACUUCUCCAGGAGCCCUCCUUAUACUGAGGACGUCAAAUGGUUGCUGGGACUUGCUGCCAGGCUAGGAGUCAACUAUGUGUACCAGUUCUGUGUUGGAGCAGCAAAAGGCGUCCUCAGUCCAUUUGUCCUGCAGGAGUUAAUCAUGGAGGCCUUGCAAAGGCUGAACCCUGCCCACAUCCAUGCCCAUCUUCGAACACCUGCUUUCCAACAACUUGUCCAGCGCUGCCAGCAAGCCUAUCUGCAGCAUAUUCACCACCGGCUCAUCCACCUGACACCUGCUGACUACGAUGACUUUGUCAACAUGAUCCGCAGCGCACGAGGUGCUUUCUGUCUGACUCCUGUGGGUAUGAUGCAGUUUAAUGAUGUGCUGCAGAACCUGAAAAGGGGCAAACAGACCAAGGAACUAUGGCAGCGUAUAUCCCUGGAGAUGGCAACCUUCUCUCCGUGAGCAGCACACUCAAAAUCUGCUCGGCGUCAGCCUGGGCCAAGAAGUCCCAUCCAGCCUCCAGCAUAGCUACUGCCACUGCACUGAGCUGACCACACUUACGUGUGAUUUUGUUAGGGCCAUUGCUCCCUGCUCCGAGGACUCAGUGAAGCGCACAUAGGCAGUGCAAUCGACUCCCAUUCCCCAAUUCACAGACUUACUUUUGUUUUUUUUUGUUUGUCCACCAGAGCGUUGUGAAGAAGCCUGGUCACUUACCUGCUCUUCCUGGCUGAUGUUUUAUCAUUGUUUAUCGUUAUGUAAAUGUGGAAUUCCAGUGUACUCCUUCCUUUCUUCAUUUCUCCUCAACUUAAGACUGACAGGGAUCUCUCCCCCUCAUCCUCACUUCAUUUUCACUGUUUUGUAUUCUGUUUUUAGUUUUGUUUUAAAGGAAACCACUGCGUGAGUUAUUUUUAUGCUGCAACAUUCCUGUGUAGUGGUAGAUGCUUCACUCACCAGAGUCUUGUCACCAUGGAUUUGAAUCAUUACAGUGUGGGACAAAACAAUGAUUUGUGAGAAGAAAAAAAAAGUUUAAUAUGAAGCAUUUUAUUGUCCCUAUUGGUGAGGAUUUUUCAGUAUUUUGUUUAAUCUUUUUUUGAUACUUUGUAAUAGGCUAUGACACGUAAGCAAAUAGGAAUGGGACGAGAGUGAGGGAAUGCUGAAGGUGCUUUUUCUGUUAUGUGGGAUACAUUUGUACAUUUUAGCCUGCCUGAGAAGUGACAUGUGACAGCUCCAGACCAAAACCAGAGGCCACCUCACCACUGCUUAGGCAAACAAUGUCUGCAAGGCCUUCUCGAGCUACACUGUCCAACAGUCAAAACACCUUAUCAGUCCCAUUUGGGCUAAGUUGUUUGUUUGUUUUAAAAUAAUUUUCCAAUAUAGAAUCCCUAGAUUUCCAGCAGCUGUCAGAACAUUUAAUAGAUCUUUUAUAUAAAUAGAAAAAUGCUUUAAGGCAAACUAGAUUUGCUUAAUCUAGUUUACAAUGCUGUCUAAACACAGCUACUAAACAGACUCCUGACUAAAAUGUAAUAAAAAGAAAUUAGAAUAGCAUGACCAUAAAUAUUAAAAUCAUGCAUCCAGCCCUCCUUCACCGCAUCUAAAGCACUGACUAGUUUAAAUGCACGGAAUACAGCAGUGUGGAUGUGGAUGGCAGACCUAUUGGAAGCAGCAUUGUCCAUUUGACUGAUCCACAUCCUUUUUCAUCCAAAGUUUUCCAUAUUGUAAAAGCCAAACAUACCGUGUAAACACUCCUUUAUAAGCCUUUCGUUUGUCCAGUGAUAUGGAGUGCAUUUGCCUUGUUCUGAUGCACCAAACAGAACUAAAACCACUGUUUGGAUGAUUGAAGUGUAAAAGAAAAACUUUCUGGCCGCACUCAGAAAAACCCAGAUAAGCCACACAAAACUGAAAUGUGUGCUUUAUUAUUCAUGUGCCUGUUUUUGAAGGCUAGGAAUUUGGUUCAGCAAUUGUACAUUUUUAGUGCAAACCAUACACAGUGGACAAGUCCCAGACAUCGCUAUCUCACCUUUCAACCACAUUUGUUUUCUCUGCAGAUUACACUGACAUCUAUUACAGUGUAAUCAGUACCAGUCACCAUAUCAGCUUAGCGUUUUAGGUUGUCCGAGGUCCUGAAUUAUAUGCUGCUCAUGCUUUGUAUACACUGUCACACAUGUACAGUGUAGCUAAUCAUCUAAAACCCAAAUGUUCUGAGACUAUUACUUUGGCACCACGUUCUCUUAAUCAGACAUGGCUUUGGUUUUGCUCUGGAAAGUGCUGUCUUCUUUGUUUUCAGUUUUCUGGUCCACUUAAGCCUCAACACUCUUCAAGACAGUUACCAGACACAUAUGACACAGUGUGUUUGAGUGGCCCUCUUCUUCGAUGUGGUUAGCUCAUAGCCCAUGGUGCUGUUACUUCAAGACAUGUUGACACAGUCCAGGCAGCUGCUGUGGUUCUGAAACUGGCUCAUUGGUUCUGGACCUCACAGGUGAAGGUGACGUAGUAGAAAAUGUACUGUGAUAUUUUUGUAUUUCUCAAAAGUGUAGUUCGAUUGAAAAGUUGUAUAUGUGCUGAUUGCAAAAGGUUCUAAUUGAGAGUGCAAAGACAAAAAAAUAAAAGCAAUAGUAAAAGUGUAGAGUUUACUUUAAUAAAGAUCAUUG
This is a messenger RNA of Pelmatolapia mariae (spotted tilapia), 9442 nucleotides long. RefSeq names its product zinc finger, SWIM-type containing 8 (gene zswim8). The coding region runs from base 1380 to 7256 and encodes 1958 amino acids. The record is from RefSeq and is a predicted model, not a curated record. Lineage: Eukaryota; Metazoa; Chordata; Actinopteri; Cichliformes; Cichlidae. Gene Ontology annotation, molecular function: zinc ion binding. The transcript is spliced from 26 exons. Gene Ontology annotation, cellular component: Cul2-RING ubiquitin ligase complex.